AUUUUGUUUAUGGACUAGGUUCCCUCAAUUUUGAAACAAAAAUGGCGAAUACGGAAGUCAGGUGACGUUUUCAUGAUGUAAAAGCAGCAGUAAAAUGAAGGUUUUAGUACUUUUGGUGGUUGCAGUGGUGGUGUUUGGAGAUUUUGUGCACUGCCAAAUUAAUAGUAUUCCUGGUGCUGGAAAAACUACGUUUUACCUGGACAGAUACUCAGACUGUGAUGGAAAACCAAGAGAGGUGGGCAGGUCCACGGUGUUUAUAAGUGGUACCAGCACAGAAUUUCAGGGUCAACCUGUGACUUCAUGUAGUAUCACUCUAAACACAGAAAACAUAAGAGAACCAUAUAGAUUCAAACUUCAGGUACUUGAAGUACGCAUUGACGAUCCUGGUGUAUAUUUCUAUAUCUAUGAUGGCGAGUUUCAAGGAAAACUUCUGAGAUCGUUCAGUAAACAAGACCAGAAACCUUCAGAUCUCAAUUUUAUAUUCACCUCGGGACAGUUGGUAACAUUUCGUAUGACCAGAGGAGAACUGGAUAGAAACUAUGACAUUCGAGUCGUAGUGGAGCCUAUACCAUCUGGUACUGUGGACUGCAACUACGGUAGUGAACACAAUUGUGAUGAAUAUGGUUACAACUAUCGUCUGCUCGGAACUAAAGAAAUCGCAGGCAUUAUCGCUGGAUGUUUUGCUUUGGUGUUUGUUAUCGUUGUCAUUGUCGUCUGCUGCUGUUACAGAAAGCAACGAGGAAUCAGCCAAAAAUGGAAGGAGGAAAAAUUAGGUCACGUAAACACUGCUGCAAGUGUACAUAGUUUAAACGGAAAAGUUCCUAAUAGCCAUGGGCCAUAUAGUAAAAAACCAUGGACAUCAGAAAGUUCAAAACAUGGGUUUGCAAGUAUUCGUAGGUCACCAAAUCUACCAAGGGCAAAGAUUGCACGAUCUCAACGUACCCUGGCCAGUGAUAGCUCAAUGUUUGAUAGUAAUGCAAGUUUGCCUGUUAAAAGGCCUCUUCCACCUCCAAAUGUUAAUUCAAACCCUAGAGGAACCUCUGAACGAAGCGGAAGAAGGUAUCGAGAGAAAUACGAUAGAUAUGAAGAUGACAGAUCAUUCGACAGAUCUUUUAGUACAGCGACUAAAAAUUUCAGUGAAAGAAACUAUGUACCUCCCACUUAUCGGGAAGCCAUGAGACAUGACUCGGAAUCAUCAGUUGAUGAACAUACUUUUGUCGGAGCUGACGAUUCAGGUCAGCAGUCUGUUUUUGUUGAGCGUGUUAUGAUGCCAAGUGCUCAUGCUAAUAAAAAGACUUCGCCUCAAGUGUUAAGAGCACAGCGUGCUCGUCCCCCACCUGAUCAGGAUGAGGAAUAUGACUCAAUAGAACCAAAGAAAAAAUCUAAGGCGCUUUUAGUUGACAAGGGGGCGGGGUCAGAGGAGGAGACUGAUGAGUCUGACACUGAAAAUGAAUCUGAGGAGGAGUCAUCAGAAGAGGAAUCGGAGGCGGAGUCAGAGGAAAGUGCAAAAGAGGACAAACCAGAUGCUGUGUAUUCUCAACCUAAUAAGAUAAAAAAUAAAGCAGGAGAUGCUCCUGCAGCCCCUCCAGCCCCUCAGCCAGUUGGUUUUAGACCUCCAGCUGCCUCCCAGCCACAACAGUUUCAGGGACAACCUUAUCCAGGUUAUGUACCCCAAGGUGUUCACCAGCCCCAACCUCGAUAUGGAUAUCCUGGUCAGCCGCAACCAUAUCCACAAGGUCAGCCCCAGUACCCUCAAGGUCAGUCCCAAUACCCACAAGGUCAGCCUCGAUACCCCCAAGGUCAACCCCAAUUCCCUCAAGGUCAUUUGCCACAUGUCCAACAGCCAAAUCCAUCCCAGCCUAAUGCUUAUCAUCAGGCCAAUUUUACAGUGCCUCUUCAACAAUCUGGAACCCAAGCAGGACCUCAGUACCCUGCACAGACCCAACCUCAGUCCAGUAGAAAUAGAGACCGCAAAUCAAAUAGAGAUCCUAAAGGUCAAGUGCCUCCAAGUAAUCCUCCAGUGUAUUCAUAUCUUGUAAAUAGAGGAUAUAAACCAAUUGAUGGGAGAUAUUCUCCAGUGAGCACUUCCACAGGGGCAAGUAAUUUAUCAGGGGACAGAAAUUUGUUAAAUGAGGACUCAGAUUUUUCUGCAAAUCUCGGCAGUGGGGUUGAACUUAUGAAGCGCAAAAAUUGAUUUUUUAAAAACUGUUCUCUAUUCAUAUCAAAACUCACUUGGUUUACUAGUAUCUUGCAAAAUGAUUUUCAUACUUGUGCUGUAACUUUCAAAGUUAAGCACUAGUUAGAUUUGUGUUUUGCUCCGUAUAUGCAAAAGGCAAAAUUAUGGAAAGCUACCUUUGUUAUAAGUUAUCAGUUUUUCUUAUUUUUUUUUUUCAUGUCGUCUGCAAUGAUCGUUAAUAAUGAUUGAAGUUAAAUGAAUCUUUAAAAACAGCUCAUUCUCAGGAAAUUGUCAGACAAGAUCAUUCCAGGCCUAUAUUAUACAUACUGGUAAAAAUUUAUACAUUUGAUAAGAAGAUUCUUAGAAGGCAUAGAAAGCAACCAAGUAAAAUAAUACCAGACUUGCUUGGAUGAAAUAUACAACACCACUCGCACCCAAGCACUGGCUUAAGUGGAAUUCUAUUAUAAAGCAAAAACCAAAAAUAGUGAUGAUAAUGAGUUAGCCUGGCUCCCCGGCUGCAUGGUUAAUUUUUAAAUACGGUACUUCUUUUUUAGUAAAUUUUAAGCCUCGUAAAUAGCACAUUUUAUUUUAUGGUUAAACCAUACACCUAUGUUCGGAGUCAGGGGCACCAUAAAAAAUGUCAGUAUAGAAACAGCUUGCUGGAGUUACUUCCUCUGUUAAUGAUAAGAAAUAUGACAAAACAAACAUAGGGAUGGGAGCCAGUCUAAUAAUGAGUAUAAUUGAACAGAUUGAGAUAUAAUUGGCAGUCUGACUGUUUUCAUUAAGUUUGUUGGCUUUUUUUUUGUAAAGUAGUACAUAUAGUAAUUUGUUAUACGCCCGAAGGGAUGUAUUAUGUUAUACCCCCGGUGUCCGUCUGUCAAUUUCGUGUCAACUCUGUAACAGUUCCAGAUCCCUUUUUUGUUCACUUACAAUAUUUUUUUUUAAUUACUUCCCUUUUAUAUUACUAUAAAUAGCUUAUUUUGUAACUUUUAUUAUUGGCCGUAGGGAAAAACCGAGACCACUUUUCUGUGGUACAACAUGGAUGGUACCUCCAAUUUUUAUAUGCCCAAAGGGACGUAUUAUGUUAUACCCCCGGUGUCCGUCUGUCCGUCCAUCCAUCUGUUAGCAAUUUCGUGUCCGCUCUGUAACUCUUGAACUUCUUGAAGGAUUUCAAAGAAACUUGAUACAAAUGUUCACCACACCGAGACGACAUGCAGAAUGCAGAGUGCAUGUUUUGGAUAUCUCGCUUCAAGGUCAAGGUCACACUUAGGGGUCAAAAGUCAUAUCAGUUUGUUUCUUGUCUGCUCUGUAACUCUUGAAGUGCUUGAAGGAUUUCAAAGAAACUUUGCACAAAUGUUCAUCACACGGAGACGACGUGCAGAGCACAUGUUUCAGAUGGCUCAUCUUAAGGUCAAGGUCACACGGGGGUUAAAGGUCAUAUAUGACUGCUUUGUGUAUAUUGCUCUGCAUUGCAGUGCUAUUGUUUUUAUUUGGCAGAUCCCUUUUUUGUUCACUUACAAUAAUUUUUUUUUAAUUACUUCCGUUUUAUGUUACUAUAAAUAGCUUAUUUUGAAUUGUUUUUAUUAUUGGCCAUAGGGAAAAACCGAGACCACUUUUCUGUGGUACAAGAUGGAUGGUACCUCCAAGUUUUAGGUGUAUUUUGACAUACAUAUACCUUUACCUGGUAAGGAUUUUUUUGCAGACUUAGAAUAUUUUUUGUGGACUUAGAUUUUUUUUUUGGAAUUUCUUCCCUCUGUUGUUCCUGUUCUUUGGGCUUCAACAGUCAAGUUCUUUAAAUUUUGCUCCCAUUUUCUGAUGUAACCCUUUGGGCAUAUAUUGCCCCACUUGGCGGAGCUCUUGUUAUUUGUAUUUUGACAUAUCUGUACCUGGUAAGGAUUUUUUUUGUGGACUUAGAAUAUUUUUUUUCUUUGGACUUUUGAAUUUCUUCCUUUUGUUGUUCCUGUCCUUUGAGCUUCAACAGUCCAGUUCUUUAAAUUUUGCUCCCAUCCUCUGAUAUAACCCUUUGAUUACACUUAGGGGUCAAAGGUUAUACCUUUGGGUGUAUAUUGCUCUGCAUUGCAGUGCUUUUGUUCUUGUUUAUUUUAAUUUAUUGUAGAUUCUACAUUGAUUUAUAUGUAUACAUUAAUAAUCUUAAGAUUAAAAACCUUUUCAUAUCUUUUUAGGUGGUGCAUAUUGAAUUAUACUUUAUAAGAAAUUUUUAAUAAAGGCAGUUCUGAUAAAAUAAUAAUGAAAGUACUCAAAAUUGUCUUUAGUUUUGGAGAAACAUAAGAAACAUAAUAAAUGUAACAUCUUUUUGUGCUUCUAUAACAUCCAAUGUAUGUAUAAAAAGUUUGUUCUUUUAUGGCCAAAUACUAGUGACAGAGUCAGUUUUACUAUCUAUGUUGAGCUAAAUUUGGUUGUUUUUAUUCGUUUUUCAAGACACUUUUUCAGAACAGGGUCAUUUUGUUGUAAGAAUCUGUAAGGUUCACCUUUUAUUUUGUUUUAGUUUUUUUUCUUUGAAGUACUUAUAGAACUGGAUCCUGAAUAUUAUUGGAAGAAGUACAGACACAUAUUUACGAGAUUGGAUGUCAAUGAAGGUAUAAUACAGAACUGAUUUUCUUCCUGUUUAUAUUUACUUGUGAAAUACAAGCAAUAUUGUUUUAAAGAAUUUAUAUAGGUAUAUGGUAAACACAAUUCAUUGUCAAUCUCAUGAAGAGUUACGAUACCACAGUUUAUGUAAUGAGGAAGGGGAUGCACUUUUUAGCACCUUGACUUUCAAAUGACUAAACAUUUGCUCUAUAAACUGAAUUGAUUCAAUUAAUACAAAAGAACUGAAUCUAUUGUUUUAUUUCUAUUUCUUCAUGUUUUGAUGGGCUCAUUUCACAUAAAUAAUUGUUGAUUUAUUUAAGUAUGUUUCAAGUAUAAUUAUUUAUGUGCAAUACAUUAAUCAGACUAGUUGUUUUAUAUUCAAUAAACUUCAAUUUAAUUGGAUUUUUUUUUAACUUUGAUGAUUCACUUCUGACAGGAAGUGCAGUGUUUUAUGGUCCUUUAACAAAUUUUUAAAUUGCUAGAAGUGUGGCAAAGUUUUUAUAAUAGUAUUUUGAUUUUGUAUUUUUAAAGAGUAUAACUUGUUAAGAAAGAUUUCCCCCAAAAAGAAUUGGAUUCAUAUUUGCUUUACUAAAGAGAGACAGGCUGUUCAAGUGUAGAAAAAGCUUAACCAUUGUAAAGUAUUUUGUACCCACUCAGUGUCCUGACUAACACGUUUUAAGUGGUUGUAAUUUUUGUGCUUAUCAGUGAUUUUGAAACAUUCCUUCAGAUGUACAUAUCAGUUUUUUGUUUAAGAUUAUAUUUAGUGAUUCAUAUAUAUUGUAUACAUGCACAUAUCAUUUUUAAGAGUUUUGUCUAUAUACAUAUGAACAUUUCUAAUAAAAUUAGAAGUAGAAUACAAACAA
Molecule: messenger RNA, 5628 nt
Organism: Mercenaria mercenaria
Lineage: Eukaryota; Metazoa; Mollusca; Bivalvia; Venerida; Veneridae
Exons: 7
Coding region: 95-2194 (699 amino acids)
Source: RefSeq, a predicted model, not a curated record